This is a messenger RNA of Symbiodinium sp. CCMP2456, 1658 nucleotides long. Lineage: Eukaryota; Dinophyceae; Suessiales; Symbiodiniaceae. The record is from the annotation of a GenBank genome assembly.
AUGGUCAGGAAGGAGACGCUCCGAGUCCUGUCUGGAGAUGGUGUCAGGGUACGAAGUAUCUGCGGUGAUGUGCACAUCCCUCGGAAAGACUUGGACCAGGUGAUGAACACGGAAGCUUUGGACAAGGAGUCGAAGUUUGAAGCAGACGUGAUCGUGCUGGCCUGCAAGGCCUGGGAAGUGGAGCGUUGCCUUAAGAUGUGUCAGCCGUGGUGUGGAGCUAACACUCUUGUGUUGCCGCUUCAGAAUGGCGUCGAUGCAUUUGGCACAGUCCGAUCCAUUGUGACAUCUUGGGGAAAGGGCCGGCCGUUGGUUGGCUGGUGCAACAUCGUUGCAGCCAUCCAGGAGCCGGGCCUUAUCAAGCAUUGGGCAGCAAAUCCACCUUGCAUCUACUGUGGAGAAUUCGAGGGCGCGCCAACAUCGAGGACAAAGCACAUGGAAUCCGUCCUCGCUUCCUGCGAAGGCAUGGCAGUCUCAUUGGAGCACGAUGCGCUCUCCAAAUGUUGGGAAAAGUUCUCCUUCAUCUGCUCGACGACAGCGGUCCAGGCAACUGCAGGGCCCAGUGCCACGCAGGACUUGAUCCCGCAGGUCCCUGAGCUUGAGCAGAUGUGGCGCUCUGCUAUGGAAGAAAUCAUCGCAAUUGCCAAAAAGAGCGGCAUUGACUACCAGCAGUCCUGGAUGGAAAAGCGCAUCCCUGUUUUGCGAGAUGCCAUUGGUGCCACGACGAGCUGCAGUCGUGAUCUUUGGGCUGGUAGGCACAGCGAGCUGGAAGACUUGCUCGGCUCAGUCCAUCGUAUGGGCCAGGAGAAAGGCGUUCCGACGCCCGUCAUUUCCACUUGCCUGCGAGCCCUCACUGUGCGCGAUCAGUUGGCACGAAGGGCCACGACCUUGCCGAUUUAUCCCAUGUUGGAGGGCCAGAAGAUUCUUGGGACCAUCUGCAACCAUCAAGGGCAACAGCUGCCUGCAGAUCGAACCCUGGCACAGAAAAAAGCUGCAGAGUACUUGAGACCUGAGUGGUUUGUGUGCCCCAUGACAUCGGCCAUUGCCACGGGUGGCCAGUGCGAAGUUCCUGAAGGUGUCCAGAUGCUGUGGGAAGCAGAGCUCGGCGUUGUCAUAUCGCAUUCCUGCGAAAAUCUCUCCCCUCAUGAAGCUCUGGACUACGUGGGUGGCUACUGCAUGGUGCUCGAUUUGACUGGCGGAAACCUUGGUUUUGAGUCCAUGAAGUAUGGCCACUCCUGGACUCGAAACAAGUGCCAGAACACAUUCAAACCGGUGGGUGCAUUCAUUCCUGCAUCCGUACUUCCGAAGCCAGAGUCUUCCCGCAUCAUUUGUCGGGUGAACGGGAAGACCGUUGCAGAGGAUGAGAUCAGCAAGAUGAAAUUCACAAUAGCGCAGCAGGUUGCUGAUGCCAGCGAGCUGACACCUUUACGAAGAGGCGAUAUUCUUCUCACUGGUGCAGGCUCGUUGGGCCCUCUUGCGAUUGGAGAUCUUGUGGAGGGAUCUAUUGAGGGCCUCGAUGCGAAGUACACUGUGAGCGCCACGCUCGCCGGUGAGGUGCCAAAGUGUUCACCUGCACCGCUGGCCACGAUUCUUGAGUCAAGCCUCCUGCAGUUGAUGCUACAGCGCACCAUGUGCGCCGCAUAUGCACAGGAAGCAGAACA